AUGCCUCCAGGGCGUCCGCCGAAGGAGGGCGCUCAUCGAAAGCCAAACCCCCUGAGAAAUCGACCACCCAUCAAGGCUCCACUUCCACCCAUCUUUCAACAGAAACAAGAUUCUGCAGCUGCUGCGGCUGCAAAGGCAGCCCCUCGACCGGCUCGCCGCGCUUGCCCAAACAAGACCUGUUCUGCACCUGAUGUCGUCGAUGGAGUCUGUCACAAUUGCGGUACCAUCGUCGACGACUCGAACAUUGUUUCAGAAGUUCAAUUCGGCGAGAGCUCCAAUGGCGCUGCCGUGGUUCAAGGUAGUUUUGUUAGUGCCGAUCAAGGCACGGCCAAGAGUUUGGGUCCUGCCUUUCGACGAGCUGGCGGCAUGGAGGACAGAGAGUCUACGAUUCGAGAAGGCCGACGAAUUAUGCAAGCAUUAGCCGGCCAGCUUGUGAUCCCCGAGUCGACUAUCAUGAGCGGAGUACAAAUAUUCAAACUUGCUGCAAACAACAACUUCAUCCAAGGCCGUCGCAUGGACAUGGUCGCUGCUGUCUGCCUCUAUUCCGCUGCUCGCAAGGAGUCGCCUUGUAGAGUUAUGCUCAUUGAUUUUGCCGACAGACUCCAGGUCAAUGUGUUCAAGCUUGGUCGCACCUUCAAAUCUCUCCACAAAACCAUCACGCUUUCGGCUGAUGGUAUUUUGCCCGUCUUGCCAGAGGACUUGAUCUACCGUUUCGCGGAAAAACUUGAAUUCGGCGAAUUCAGGGACAAAGUCGCUGAAGAUGCCAUCCGAAUGGUUCAACGUAUGAGUAUGGACUGGAUGGUUCAAGGCCGACGUCCCUCUGGUGUAUGUGGUGCUUGUCUUAUACUUGCUGCUCGCAUGAACAAUUUCCGCCGUACAAUCACCGAAGUCGUCUACAUCGUCAAAGUCACCACACACACGAUCCAAAAGCGUCUCGAUGAAUUCAAGGUCACACCGAGUAGCGCUCUCACCGUCGAGGAGUUCUUGAACAACGAGUUUCUCGAGACCGCCCACGAUCCGCCAUCUUUCUAUGAGAAGUCUGAAGAAUGGCAAAAGAACAAGAAGAAGCGUAAGCGCAGAGGCCACGAUGGCUUUGACGAAGAAGACGAGAAUGGGGAGAACUCGGGAAGCAAUGGCGAAGGCGAGGGCGGCCGAAGCAAGCGUCAAAAACCUACUGAGCCAAACCCCAACCCCGACCAGCCAGUUCAGUCUGUUGAGCUUCGGCGUGAUGCAGACGGCUUCGCCAUCCCACCUCAACCUACCCAAUCCCACGACAUUCCAAUUGAUCCCGACCUCGUUGACGAGGCCAUUGCAGACCAAACAUCUACCACAUUCGACAAGCUUGUCGCUCAAUUCGGUGAUAUUCCGGAUGCCCCUUCUAAUCCCGAUGAGGAUGGCGAUGCUUCAUCUACAACCAGCGCCCCGAAACUUCGUGAAACGCGCCUGGUUCGUGCAAUCAAUGUCCCGGACGAGUGGGCAGCCAUGGAAGAACGCAUGGAGACCGAGAUAUCUGAGGUGAUCAACGAUCCCAACACAAUUUACCACGCCGCCUCCUACGCCAAAGCCCAGCGCCGUGCAGCCGCUCAUAUGCUCAUAGCGGAGAAGGACAACCCGUCCAGGAAUAUUAGCAUGGACGUUCAUAUCGGAGAGGACGAGUUCGCGGAUGACCCUGAAGUCGUCAACUGCAUACUCGCUGAAGAGGAAGUCCGGAAGAAGGAGAAAGUCUGGGUCAACACCAACAGAGACUGGCUCCGCAAGCAACAGAUCAAGAUGUGGCGACAGAAGCAAGCAGAGAAUGGUCCUCCAAAAGCCAAGCGCAAUCGCAAGCGCAAGCCCCGUAUCGGCGAAGGCCAAACAACAGCUGCAUCAAGCCCAGCCGAGGCCGCGAUCAACGUCAUGAAGGAGCGCGCAUUCAGCAAGAAGAUAAACUACAACGCCAUCGCAGACAUCUUCAAGGGAAUCAGCAAUCUCAAGAACGGAGACGAACUCGGCAGCGCUGGUACCAGCCGUGUUACAUCCCAGGCAGGCAGUGACAUCGGCGAUUCAACAGAAGGAUCGUCUCGUGCAUCGUCGCUUGCUCCAUCUGUGGCCGAAAGUGUCAACAGCCAGGCUUCUACUGGAUCUAACUUCCUCCGCGUUCCCAAGGACCACUAUGUACGUCGGAAGAAGGCCGCAGCUGCAUCGACCACCGGUACUCCAAGAGCCACAUCUGCCUCUCCUUUCGCGGCCAGAGUUCAAUCGCCCGCCGCCACAGAUGAGGGAGAUGAUGAUGACUAUGUCCGUCCAAGCCCCACUCCCCGCGCACGCGCACAGGAACCGGAAGAUGAGACCGAGGACUGGAGAAGCCAGGUUCGCAACGCAAACCAAGUCGGGACGGGUCUUGACGAGGAAGAGGAGGUCUUGGAUGAUGAAGAGGAUUACGAUGAUUACGGCGGGGUUGAGGCAGGUGGUAUUCCGGAUGAUGUUUCUGAUCGUGGUUUCGACUUGGACGACGACGAGGAUAUUGGCUUUGGGGACGACGACUAA
Messenger RNA from Hyaloscypha bicolor E, 2526 nucleotides. RefSeq lists its product as uncharacterized. The record is from RefSeq and is a predicted model, not a curated record. The transcript is spliced from 3 exons. NCBI's taxonomy places the organism in Eukaryota, Fungi, Ascomycota, Leotiomycetes, Helotiales, Hyaloscyphaceae. Gene Ontology annotation, cellular component: transcription factor TFIIIB complex; transcription preinitiation complex; nucleus. Gene Ontology annotation, molecular function: TBP-class protein binding; RNA polymerase III type 3 promoter sequence-specific DNA binding; RNA polymerase III general transcription initiation factor activity. Gene Ontology annotation, biological process: DNA-templated transcription initiation; transcription preinitiation complex assembly; transcription by RNA polymerase III. Bases 1 to 2526 code for a protein of 841 amino acids.